AUGUCGUCCGCAGAAAAACCUAAGCCUCAAUACCUCGCAGGCAAAGUCGCCAUAGUUACUGGGGGAUCUCGAGGUAUCGGAGCUGGUAUAGCCAUAGAGCUAGCACAGAGAGGUGCCAAGGUAGCAAUAACAUACAGCCAGCCGAAAAGCGACGCCAAAGCACAAGAAGUCGUCAACCAAAUCAAAGCCCUCGGAAACAGUAGCACAGCCAUCGCAAUCCGAAAAGAUCUCAGCGACGUGUCCGCACCCAAAUUUAUCGUGGCAGAAACCAUUCGUCAAUUUGGUUCGGAUAUUGACAUUCUUGUGAACAAUGCCGGGGUCGAACGGAUGGGGUCUGUAAUCGAUACAGCUGCCGAAGACUUUGACUUUGUCUACAACGUGAAUGUUCGCGCUCCUUUGCUCAUGCUCAAGGAAGUUAUACCGUAUCUCCGAUCACCGGGACGUAUUAUCAACAUUGGUUCCAUUGGGGGCCGUCAAGGGUUCCCUGGUAUGUCUGUAUACUGCUCUUCGAAGACUGCGAUUGAAGGAAUGACGCGCUGCUGGGCAUGGGAAUUGGGAGGCGCGAAACAUACCGUGAAUGCGGUCAAUCCGGGACCUGUGCCUAGUGAUAUGCUACAGAGUCUGCCGCUGGAGGUUAUUGAGAAACAAAAAGCAAAUACGCCGGUCGAAAAUAGGGUUGGGUCUUUGGAUGACAUUGCGCAGAUCGUUGCUUGGUUGGCGAGUGAGGAGAGUAGAUGGGUUACUGGGCAGGUCAUUGCUGCUAGUGGAGGGUGUGCUAUGUACUGA
Talaromyces amestolkiae is the source of this 786-nucleotide messenger RNA. RefSeq lists its product as uncharacterized. Lineage: Eukaryota; Fungi; Ascomycota; Eurotiomycetes; Eurotiales; Trichocomaceae. The record is from RefSeq and is a predicted model, not a curated record. Gene Ontology annotation, molecular function: oxidoreductase activity. Bases 1 to 786 code for a protein of 261 amino acids. The transcript has 2 exons.